ACUGUGACAGAAAAUACAGAGCCACAGUUGAAAGUAGAAAGCUAAUUUUAUUGUGACAGAGCUGGAAGCAUAUUUGUAUAAAUAUAUUAAUUUCUAAUGUAUGCAUUUAGUGCAUUUCUGAUUGAGUUUGGAUUGUUAAUUUGAAAAAAAAAUUCUAGCAACGAAAAAUGGCACCAGUAGAUGUUGAUUCACCCCCAAUUGAGGUUCAAUUGCGGAACUUGACCCUAUCUGGUCAUGUGGGAUUCGACAGCUUGCCAGACCAGUUGGUCUCAAAAAGCGUUCAAAAUGGGUUCACUUUCAAUAUAAUGUGUAUCGGUGAAACUGGUUUGGGGAAGUCUACAUUGAUGGAUUCUCUUUUCAAUACGAACUUCGAGUCAUCACCUAGUCCUCAUUCUUUACCCUCAGUUAAACUCAAAGCACACACCUAUGAGCUACAGGAAAGCAAUGUUCGUUUGAAGCUUACAAUCGUAGACACUGUGGGUUACGGUGACCAAAUCAACAAAGAAGACAGCUUCAAAGCUAUCGUAGACUACAUUGAUGCCCAGUUUGAGAACUACCUCCAAGAAGAAUUGAAAAUCAAAAGGUCCCUCUCCACUUACCAUGAUUCAAGGAUUCAUGUCUGUCUGUAUUUCAUAUGCCCCACAGGACAUGGCCUGAAAUCCAUUGAUCUUGUUUGUAUGAAGCAGCUUGAUCAAAAGGUUAAUGUUAUCCCAAUAAUUGCGAAAGCUGACACUAUAUCCAAGACAGAACUGCAGAAAUUCAAAUCGAGAAUAAUUGCUGAGUUGCAGAAUAACGGAGUCUCAAUUUACGAAUUUCCAGUCGAUGACGAGUCUGUUUCAGAUGCUAAUUCGACUAUGAACUCCCAUAUUCCGUUUGCUGUGAUAGGAAGCACAGAUUUUAUAAAAGUUGGAAACAAAAUGGUCAGGGCAAGGCAGUAUCCUUGGGGUACUGUACAGGUCGAGAAUGAGAGCCAUUGCGACUUUGUAAAACUUCGAGAAAUGCUUAUUCGCACUAACAUGGAAGAUAUGCGUGAAAAAACUCAUUGUAAACAUUACGAAUUAUACAGGAAGAGAAGACUAGAGCAAAUGGGUUUCAGUGAUGUAGAUGAAGACAACAAGCCUGUGAGUUUCCAACAAACAUUUGAAGCUAAAAGGUCCAAUCAUCUGCAAGAAUUGCAACAGAAAGAGGAUGAAAUGAGGCAAAUGUUUGUUGUCAGAGUGAAAGAGAAGGAAUCGGAAUUGAAAGAAGCUGAGAAGGAGCUUCACGCCAAGUUCGACAAACUGAAAAAAGAUCACACCGAAGAAAAGAAAAAAAUUGAAGACUCCCGCAAAAAAUUGGAGGACGAAAUUGUUGAGUUCAAUAGAAGAAAGUCCCAAUAUCAACAAAUGGGACAGAGCCACCAUACUCUCACCUUGGGCAAAAGAAACUGACUGAAAAAUGUUGUGAUUGCGGCUCCCGUUUAGGUAGACAGCCAAGUCAUAAUUGAAUAUUUAAAAAUGGAUGAGUUUCACGGAACCCAGCAUUUGAGAAUUUAAUUUAUGUGGAUUGGAGAAAAUGUUGACAUAAAUGUAGAAAAUUAACAAAAUGGAAGACCUGGUUCAUUUUUCAUCAAAACAUUUUUAAGGGAUCGUUUUUAUGUUAACUUUCGAUUAUAUUAUGUUAACCCUGAAGAUGCACUGAAAAUUUGAAACCUCAACAAAUAUAAUAGUUCUCAUUUGAUACAUAAUUCCAAAACUACUGAUGGAACAUUUGAAAAUUUCAUGUGAGGAAUGUCAUCUUAGAAACCUCAAAUAAAUUUAUCUUGGAAACCUCAAAUGAAAUUUUAAGAUUUUGAUCACACUGCAUACUUCUGCUAUACUCUCUUGAAUGAAAAAUAAUUUGUUUUUUAUUUAUUUUUAAUUUUCGAAAAUUGUAAGUUCUCAGUUGGCUAACUCUUAGGCUAAGUUUUUUCAAACGAAUACUUUACUUGAUAACUAAUUUUUAUGUUUCUAGGGUUGCAUAAUAAAUUUUUGUGAAGAAGGGAUUUAAGGUGGAAUGAACUGGAAAGUUUAUUCAAUGGUCACAUCAUUAAAUGGUACAAUUAGGUUUAGAGUUAUCACAACCCUGUAAUUUAAUUUGACAUCUGCAUACCAAAGUUAGUAUUCUAUUUAUAUUAUUUAUUCAUUAGUAAUAAAGAUGUUAUUGAAGACGAUU
Messenger RNA from Leptinotarsa decemlineata (Colorado potato beetle), 2193 nucleotides. RefSeq names its product septin-2. Lineage: Eukaryota; Metazoa; Arthropoda; Insecta; Coleoptera; Chrysomelidae. Gene Ontology annotation, molecular function: GTP binding. The record is from RefSeq and is a predicted model, not a curated record.